GAGAGAGCGCUGCCGAAGUGAUCGUUUUCCACAGCUAUCCAUGUGAUCUUGGCGACCGAGACCUCGUCUUCACUAUGAGAAGUGAACCGGGUUGUAUGGGUUGGUUGCAGCAGAAAAUGCAGAUUACAAUUCUUUUUCCUUGUUGGAUUUUUUCAGUUUUGUUGAAUGUAUAACUACAACUAUGGCAACAAGAGUAGAAAUAAAUUCUGCUUUGGCGUCUUUGACGACAGUACCUGACUUAAAUGAAAUCCGAAAUGAGGAUAAAUCACAGCGUGUGUAUGUGAGUGUGCUUUCAGAUGCAAGUAACAAGACAAGGGAGGCUUCAGCAUCACUAAACCUUGAAGAGAAGAACAAAUUUGGGAGUAGUCUGAGAUCCGCAACAAUGCCGUCGCUAGGAUCAAGGCCAAGACUGUUCCCAAAGCCUUUUUCUAAAGAGAAAUCUUCAGAUACUUUUGCAAAUGUAAAACCACCUACUCCGGCUUUCCGAUCAAGCAGUCUCUUUAGAAAGGCCGCUGAAGAAACAUCGUCUGUUAAGGUAUUAAGUGGAAGUGUUCCUCCGUUAGUAGAUCAGAAAGUAAUUGAAAAUGGCAGUAAGUCUGGCAGUGAAGUGGUCACCAACAUGACUUUCUACACUGGUCCCAGUGCGAAUACUGUCAUUCUUUUUGAGACAGCAGGCACAGAGCAAUCAAAGGUAAGCCUGGCCCAAGAGAAAAGGGCUGCUGAUGACCGCAGGGUGCUCAGUACUAUGCAAACAAAAGAGCUUCAGUGCAGUGCGAAGCUGGAGAAACCAUCUCAGCCACCCGAGGCGUUCAGGAGCCCUGAAGGGUCUCUCCACAGGCAGAUAUCGCUUUCCUCCAGCCUCAGACCAGUCUCUUGGAACUCCCUCAAAACGGGUGAAAAAAAAGACGCUUAUGAAGUUCAUCCGGGGGAGAAAAACAACGAUGAUGCAAAUAAUAUCAACAGUAAAGUUGAUUUCUCUACUGAUGUGCAGCAAAGGCCAAAGCAUAGACCAGUAUCCGCUUUUUUUCUGGAAUCAUUACGAGAUCAAAAGCAUCGCAGCGUGGAAGCUUCGGAGGAAAAAUCUCCUACAGAGAAAUCCUGGGUUAGAAAACCAAGACCUCUAUCCAUGGACCUGACAGCUAAGUUUGAACAUAAAGAUCUUUCUUCUUGCAAGAAGACUUGUUCGUCUCGUGAAAGCAAGGAGAAUGUAUCGAUCAUUUCUUUAACUGAUGUGAGCUGUCAUGAUCAGUCUGAAAUGGGGCCAAAACCUGACGAAACUGAAUUUAAUAAAGGCAGUUCUUCAAAAACGAACUUGAAGUGCAGUAGUCAGGACGUUGGCAUCUUAAAUAGUGGAAAAUACCUAUGGGAAACAAAGCUUAAAUCUAAAAGUGAACAAAUUGAGACAAAGCCAGAAAUAACGACUAAUUUGCACAGUCCUGAAAGAAGCCAUGAAAGCACUAGUGAAAGCAGAACUAGUAAGGGGGAGAAGAGACUGGGUGAAACGGAAACGUGUGUGUUUCUAGGCUGUGAAAGCCCUGCUGCUUCCUCAGAAAAAGAGGAUAAUAUUAUAAGAGGUAGUGUGAAAAAGCACAUCAGUUUGUUUACUUUGGAAAAUCCCAGUACCUCGGUGGAUACGGAGCUGCUCCCAUCAGCUGCUGAGAAGGAAAACAGAUGUGUGAACAUCCAACAGAGGAUCAAAGAGCUGACAGCAGAAAACCCCGACGUUAAGCCAGGAAAUCUACGCAGGUCACUUCAAUCACGACCACUUUCUGCAGACUUAACCAAGAUGUUUUCAAGUCCCGCGUCAAGCGGUGAAGCGAAGCCUGAGAAACCUGCUGAAACUAGAAACGACCCCAUCAACGAAAUGCAAGAAAAUCAGAAGAGUAAAGAGAUCAAGCUUACACACGGCACAGACUUCACCGAAGCACAUGCUGUUGGGAACCCUUGGAAACCCCGGCAGAUUUUAAAAAUGACAAAUAAACCUGAUCAGGUAGAGAGGAAAGAAAGCUUCCUUGGGGAUGGUCCGCAUCUUUCUCAGCAAAGUGAAAAUUCAGUCUCAUUCACAAGCAGCUUGGAAAAAAAAUUAAAACCAACCACACUGCUGGAAAAGACCUACAUGAAAACUGUCCGAGCCACCAUGUUUGACCAUAAUGUUCAGAGGCACAACGUUGCUGCUGAUCAGCUGGGAAGUGACUCUGCACCGAGAGUGAGUAACGAGCCCGAGGCAAAGCGCGAGGCGGUGACCUCGGGGCACGGCCGACAGCCGUGGAUGGGAGGAGUGGAGGAAACCACUAGCAUAAAGAGAGAGUAUCACAAGCCAUCUGAUUCAUCAAAACAUAUGGGAGAUGCAGAAAAAAGUGGAAAACCAGCUUGUUCAAGUGAAGACAAGAAGGUGACUCCGGGAAUUCUCUUAGAAAAAUCUUUGGUUGAGAAGAGUGAAAAAACCACUAAAAAUGUAGAAGACUCUCUAAUUUACCAAAGAAUAGAGCCAAGGUAUGAAAUCUUUCAGACGUGUGGUGAAAGGGCUCUUAGCGAAGCCAUUGCAAUGGCUCCUGAAAAAAAGGCCAUGACACUCAGAACUAGAAAAUCGUCUGUGAAAGAGAAUAAAAACGAUGAGGAUGUCCUACGCGCUGCUCAGUCGGCUAGGGCGAAUAAUAAAACUCUCUACCUGAAAGAAGGUAACGUUUCAGAAGUGAGAGACACAAAAGUUUUUACAAGCAAGUCUGCGGUGAGAGAACCUAAUGACUUUUUCUUCAGUGAAUGCACUUCACCUGAACAGAAAAAAGACUCUGCUAGAACUGACGCUGAUCCAAUACUAAUAGCUGAGAAAAUACCUUAUUCUACAAACAAAGGUAAAUGUUUGGGAGUGAAUGAAAAAGUAGACAAACUACUUUCUGAAAUUAAAAAUGAUAAGAGUGAAGUCUCUUCCAUGGAUAAAACGGAGAGGUCUAACAUGAUGAAAUGCUCCUCCGAGAAGAGGAGUUUUAGGCCAGGUGGGACAGAGAGCUACGAGUUCAGAGCCAACUUUGAUCGUGAAGUUAUUUCAACAAGCGUAAAUAAACAUGGGGCCCAGUCUUCUUCGGUGCUUUCCAGUGGACAAUUUUGUAAAUCUUCCAGUGGCCACCAUGCUGAUACGAAAGUACUAACCAUUUGCAAAGAGGAAUCUAGGGCCUUUGGUUUGAGGAAAAGUCUAGACUUCAAUUGGAAAGAACAAGACUUCAGCUUAGAUAGUUCAGCUCAUGAAAACAGCGAAAAAAUCAGAGUGAUAGAUCCAGAAGAAAAAGUCAGGAGAACCAGAAGCAGCGUUUCUGACUUGAAGAUUUCGGAAAGGUGGAGGAGGAGGACCUUGCCUCGGGAUUCUACCAAGACAGAAGAAGUCAUCACUCCUGAAAACAGCAAAAGGCUGAGUCGGACAGAUUCACUGCAAUUGGAUGAAGGUUCAGUCAAAAAGAGAAGCAAAAAAAGCAAAGAAGGGCUGGAAGGGAAUGAGGCAAACCAAACUGUUCUUGGCAGUCCUGAGGGUUACUUGAAAAACCAGAGUUCUACUUUUGAGCCAAAGGCAACUUAUUUUGCAGUGACUUAUCAGAUUCCUGGUAACAAAAAAGAGAAAAGCUUUGUUGAUGCUGCUGGUGCAAGUCAGACAAAUACAAUUUCUAGCUCAAGUGAGGGCGCAACAAUUAAUCUGGACCCUGUUUUUCCUGGAAGGUCCAAACCUUUAUUGCAGCAACCAAAUAAAAAUUUGACGAGUGCAAAUUGUAGAGAAGACUCACGGGAAGUGCAUAAUAACAAGGAUUGGGUCAAAGAAGAAGACAAAGAUGAUAUUUUUUUCAAAAACGUUGCAUUUGGUAAUUUUCAUGUAUCUAGGAGAGGAAACCAGCAGCAUCACGAAAGAGGUCUGGAUCAUCCUACGGAAAGAAUAAUAGAUGUUGAUGCUUUCCUGUUAAAACAGGAUCUGGAAAAUACAGCUCAAACUGAUCUCAAAAGCAGCAGCAGAAAAGCCUCCUCUUACCAUGAACUCAGAUCCCCGCUGCAUUUUGCACAGUUACAUAAAGACAGUGAAUUAGUCCCCCAGAAAAAGAGCGAAAAUAAUUACGAUGUAUCUGAAAGGAAGGUUGAGGGUGGUUUCAGAUCCCAGAUUCUUGAUGUCGAUGCGAUUAUGGCAGACUAUAAAGAAAAAUCAAUGAAGGCCUGUAACGUUCAGGACAGGCUCUCUGAUUCCUUUCAGAGGGAGAAAUCAAAGAACAAAAGAAACGUGUCGGAUAGGACAACUUCUUACAGCUGGAAAGAGUGGAAGGGAUCAGAUCAUUAUUCUGGUGAUAACAAACAAGGUGACUACGCAGAAGAGUACCACAGGCCAGAGAAAUUAAUUCUAAAUGAGAAGAGCAAAGAGAGACUGGAAUCAUGUAACCCUGAAUUUGAUAAACAAAAGUCCAAAGAUAGAAAGUUCAGCCCUCCUUACUGGGGAAAUCCUAGCGGCUUCUUUUCAGAUAAGUUUGUAAAUUCCCAUAAUUCACCUGUGGAGUUCACGAGGAAGAAAACUUUCAUCAUUGAUGAGGAUGAAGACGUGAACUUAACUUCCAGGAAUCAAAGUCCCAAAUUUGUAAUUGAUAAGGUGCAGUCGAUAAAUGCAGUUGCUACAGACCAAAGGUGGGAAGUUAAUUUUGCUUCCAAGUUGUCCUUAAAGGCAGAUGAUGGCCUCUUACAGAAGAAGUUGGUCACAAAAGAGCAGUUCUUGGAGGUGUCUCCAGAAGGAGAUCGGAGCAGAAACGCGGCAAGGAGCUCUGUAACCAGGAGCAAGGACAACGCAAAUAAGACGACGCGCGAGAGCGACUGUUCCAAUGGGAAGAUUAAAACUGAGUGCAAGAACUACACGUCUGGGUUAGGAAGUGCAGCCCCGGAUUUGAGACGAUCCUAUUCAGAAAAGAGCUGCCAAGGAAAAAACAAUCUACCCCUUAUGCAAGAAGUAAGGGGAAGGAGGGAUCUGCACCGAUGCAGGCAGAGCUUCCCCUUGGAAAGUGCCGAUACGGGGUGGAAACACAAGAUGUCAUCCCAGGUGGAGUCAUUCUUCCAGGAGGAUAAAAAGGCUUCUAGGAAAGAGUGGACCAAGCAGAGUUCAGACAAAACAGAUGGACCAGAAUUUCCACUGGUUUCCGCUCAGAGAAGCCGGCACAGUUUCUAUAAGGACAGAAGGGCAGACAACGGGCCGGACCAGCUGAAGCAGUGCUUCUCCAGGCAGCCCCCGGGAGCGAAGGACACGGACACGCUGGUGCAGGAGCCCGACAGCCAGUACGGGACCUGGAACGAGCAGCGGCACAGCGGGGACAGCUUUGUGCCCGAAUCUCCUUCCUCGGAAAACGAUGUCAUUUCCCCGAGAAAGCAACCUCCUAACAGCCACCCGUCGUCACUGUCCUCUCAGACAGAACCUGCCUCCCUGGUUGAUCACCAUGACUUCUCCAAAGACCAAAGGAGCACGAGUUUGGACCGUUCCAGCACUGACAUGGACUCCACAGAUGGGACUGAUUUACCUCCUCCGGGAGACACCUACCCUGAUGAAAAGACGACGGAUUUCUCUUUCAUUGAUCAAACCACUGUUCUGGACUCCAGCGCGCUGAAAACUCGUGUACAGCUCAGCAAAAAGAGACGCCGCCGGGCUCCUAUUUCCCACUCUCUCAGAAGAAGCAGAGGGCUGGAGUUUGAAAACAGGUUUUCUUUGACGGAAGAACCAGAUAAUACCUGGAUGUUUAAAGAUUCCACAGAAGAGAAGAGAACUAUGCAACAGGAAGAUUCCGAUGAGGAAGACAAGACACAGCAUACUGCGAGGUCAUCUUCUGUCCAAGCUCAGCGGCUUCCCGUGUUCCCAGGAAUGGAUCACUCUGCUCUCAAGGCCCAACUGCGGAGAAGACAAGAGUCCGAGAGUCCUGGUGAAAUAAGCUCUGCUCAGCUGUUCAAAUCCCCUAAACCGCAGGCUCCGCCUGGGACGGCCGGUGGCAGACUGCUGCCCUCCAGCGUGGAGAAGGAGGACAGGUCAGAAGAAAAGUCUCCUCAGUGGCUGAAGGAGCUGAAAUCGAAGAAGAGACAGAGCCAUUAUGAGAAUCAGGUUUGAAAAGAUAGUGAGUCUAACUAGAAGAAGAUAAAGAAGUUUUAACAGAAGCCUUAACUCAUCUGAACCUAAAAUUCACAUGUCAUGUUGCUGCUGUUUGCUUCCUGCCUCAACUGCUAUGUGCAUGGUGCCUUCCUGUUUUGUGGAGAAAGCUGCUUAAUGUUCAUAGCCAAACACAAAGCUGUAUCUUUGCAGAUGUGGGAGGAGAGUCGCUUUCGAGCCGCCUGGAAGAAGAGCCGGUGGUUCGUAGGUAGCGCGUCAGAAAGUCUCGAAGGAUUGUCAGAUUUGGUCUGGGAGUGCGCCGGGAAGGUGCCCUCGCUGCUGACCAAGGGCUGCAUUCCUACGUGGGUGCUCAGCCACUCA
Molecule: messenger RNA, 6463 nt
Organism: Athene cunicularia (burrowing owl)
Lineage: Eukaryota; Metazoa; Chordata; Aves; Strigiformes; Strigidae
Product: KIAA1671 ortholog
Exons: 12
Coding region: 182-6103 (1973 amino acids)
Source: RefSeq, a predicted model, not a curated record